Molecule: messenger RNA, 534 nt
Organism: Histoplasma mississippiense
Lineage: Eukaryota; Fungi; Ascomycota; Eurotiomycetes; Onygenales; Ajellomycetaceae
Exons: 3
Coding region: 1-534 (177 amino acids)
Cellular component (GO): TRAPPIII protein complex
Source: RefSeq, a predicted model, not a curated record
AUGCAGACGCCAUCUCAAAUCGUUUCCUUGGAGCUUUCCCCGCCAGGAGAAGAUUCGGGGUCUGGCGGGCUAGCAAAGUCUCAAUCGCUGCAGAAGAUAGUCCGUUUCGAUUUAAAGGAAGAAGGGAAUCAUGUCCUUGCAGUCAGCGUUAGUUAUACCGAAACCACUCUGGCGCCACAAGGUCAAGAAACCUCUCCUGGCUCCGGCGUUGGUGCCGUACAGGCGGCAAGCGGACGGGUACGCACGUUCCGGAAGCUCUACCAAUUCAUUGCACAGCCGUGUUUAAGUGUGCGGACAAAGGCGACGGAACUGACACCGCUCGAAGUGGAUAAUCGAGCGCUUGGCCCCUAUGGAAAGGCGCGAUUACUGAGAUACGCGCUUGAGGCUCAACUGGAGAACGUCGGGGAUGGAGCGAUAUCUCUUGGAGUUGCAUUCUUGGUGGAACAAGAACACGGACAGCAGGAGGGCCUUGAAGAAUUGACUAAUUUUAUGGCCGGCUGGUUCGUAUAUGUCGAUCUCCCAGUUGGGGCUUGA